CAGAAGAAAGAAACUCAUUCAGGUUAAAAACAACCUGAGAGUGAGGAAAUGACAGAAUUUUCAUUUUUGGGUGAACUAUUCCUUUAAUGUUAAUACAUUUAUUAUUGUUAUCUUGUUACAGAUCCACCUGAUCUGUUCAUUUUAUGUCUUUAUUUAAGUAUGUGAUUUAAUAUUGUGCGUUUUGUAAAUUAACAUUUAUUUUUUAUAUAAUAAGAUACUGUUUAUCUUAAGUUAUUCUAACGAGGGGCCCCCAAAUAAAAUUCUGCUUAGGGCCCAAUAAAGUGUUGGGCCAGCCCUGCGAGCAGAUGGCCGGACAUUGUCCUUCAGGAUUUUUUGGUAGACAGCAGAAUUAAGCAGAUGCACUUUUUCAAACAGGGCCAUGUGGGUUUGGAUUUUGUUUUCCCUUCAGAUUACAGAUACAGAUUACAUGUCAAGCCUACGCCAUAUUGAGUUUCAUGAUUAAACUAGUGAUUAAAAACACACUUCAUGACAUUAAAAUAGAUCAUAAUCGUGACACAGCAGUUGUCGACCACAUUUGAUGGGAUUAAAAAGACUACUGAAAUCAUCAGUGAUCUUGACUUUGGGCUUCACUUUCAGUUUCACACAAAGGAUAUUAAUAUUACAGCAGAAAAGACACAGCGGUGUGUUUAAGUGCAUGAAGUCCUUUACUACAGAUGAUGAACUGAAAGAGCACCAGCAGAAGAAGAGGCCAUAACCCUUUUAAGAGAGACAUGAAUCUGAUAUUAUUUUUUACUCUUUUUUUUCAUUAUCUUUCAUUAGAACAUCUAGUUUCCCUUCCACUUCUACUCUUCCAUGCAAAUGCAAUGUAUCUUUGAAACUGGGGACUUUGCUUCUCUUGAGAUGCUUUGACUCUCUUAUAUAAAUCUGUCCUAUUCAGUUUCAUUUUUACUUCAUUUUUGUAUUUGCUUUAAGUAAUGAUUGAUUAAACUCUAAUCAUUUUAUUUUUUGUCUGUUUUCAUUUUCUACUGAUUCUGCUUGCAUCAGGAAUAAUUUAAUAAUUUUAGUUCUGAAAGUCAUUUACCUUUGGGGCUUUCCAUGUUUUAAAUUUGGAAAAGGUUAUAGGUGUCACGAUCACCAUCUGUUCCUGUCACGUUCCUGUUCACUCCGGACUCCAUUUCCCAUAAUCCUCCCUGUCAAUCACAUGCACUCACUCCACCAAUCACCUGUUGCCACAUACAGCCAUGCACACUCCACACUAAUCACCACACCCAGCUGAUACUCAUUACCAGGACUAUAAAGGACUCACACACACACCACCUCACCGCGAAGUCUUGAUUACCCUGGUAUCACUUCUGAGCGUUUAUAUUCCUGUCUGCCUGUCUGUUGCCGUUACUGUCUGUUCCCUGUUAUUGACCCGUUGCUGCCUGUCCUGACCCUUGCCUUGUCUACCGUCCUGUGAAUGAUAUCUGCCUGUCCUCGAUCUACUGCCUGUACUCUGACCACGACUCUGCCUGUUCCUUGCUGUUCCUGUCUUAUCCUGAUUGACCCUGCCUGUACGACUACUCUUACUUCUAAUAAACGCUGCAUUUGGAUCUUACUCUGAGUCCCGCCUUCGUUACAGAAGACUUCGCCACUACCAAGAUCCAGCAGCUACCGUGAGUGUUCAGAUAUGACAGAUCCAUUGAGAACUAUGUCAUGGACUUUAUUGAACUGGCACCGUUAACCUGUUUUAAUGAGGAGUGCCUAAUGAUAUUUUUUCGUGGUGGACUAUCUGAUCCGCUCAGUGCUGUCAUGCCGCUACACGAUCCAAACGGGACGUUGGAACAGUAUAUUGAACAGGCUUUACUACUGAGCGGAUCUCCCUUUACUGUGGGUGUCGCAGAAGAACGCGACACUAUGCUUAAUAACAUAAUGGCCGCCGCAUCAAAGAACACUCACAAAAUGGCGGCCACCAUCACAACAACACCAGUCUAUGUCCCAGCUGAUCUCCAUGAGCAACGUCACGCCUUCGCUGAUCGCCCAGAGCAACGUCACGCCUUCGCUGAUCGCCCAGAGCAACGUCACACCUUCGCUGAUCGCCCAGAGCAACGUCACGUCGCCGCUGAUCGCCCAGAGUCACGUCACGUCUCUAGAUCAGUCCGGGAGCGGAGAGGGUUGCGUUCCAGUGUGACUGAUCUACCGCUGAUUUCAGCACGAGCGGCUGGCAUUCCUAAGCCUCCGCCGGCCGCUUCGCUCUCAAGCCCGGCGGCCGCUUCGCACUCAAGCCCGGCGGCCGCUUCGCACUCAAGCCAGCCUGUAUCUGACCCGCUCAGUGCUGUCAUGCCGCUACACGAUCCAAACGGGACGUUGGAACAGUAUAUUGAACAGGCUUUACUACUGAGCGGAUCUCCCUUUACUGUGGGUGUCGCAGAAGAACGCGACACUAUGCUUAAUCACGUAAUGGCCGCCGCAUCAAAGAACACUCACAAAAUGGCGGCCACCAUCACAACAACACCAGUCUAUGUCCCAGCUGAUCUCCAUGAGCAACGUCACGCCUUCGCUGAUCGCCCAGAGCAACGUCACGCCUUCGCUGAUCGCCCAGAGCAACGUCACGCCUUCGCUGAUCGCCCAGAGCAACGUCACGUCGCCGCUGAUCGCCCAGAGUCACGUCACGUCUCUAGAUCAGUCCGGGAGCGGAGAGGGUUGCGUUCCAGUGUGACUGAUCCACCGCUGAUUUCAGCACGAGCGGCUGACAUUCCUAAGCCUCCGCCGGCCGCUUCGCACUCAAGCCCGGCGACCGCUUCGCACUCAAGCCCGGCGGCCGCUUCGCACUCAAGCCCGGCGGCCGCUUCGCACUCAAGCCCGGCGGCCGCUUCGCACUCAAGCCCGGCGGCCGCUUCGCACUCAAGCCAGCCUGUUGCAACGCUUUCAAGCCAGCCGGUUGCAACGCUCUCAAGCCAGCCUGUUGCAACGCUCUCAAGUUCGCCGGUUGCAACGCUCUCAAGUUCCCUGGAUGCGAUGGAUGAGAUGGCUGCUUUGCCAGUGCCCACGGGCAAGAUGGCCGCCCCCUCGGAGCUUAAGGAUAUAGGGGGCGUUCCAGCCAUUGAGUCCGCUCCAGAACCCGCUCCAACCGGCGAACCCUCGCCUCAGCCUCGGAAGAGGAGGAGGAAGAAGGCUCCUUCUGUUCUUCCUCCUCUUACACCUGCGCUUCUUGCCCUGCCGGCGCUACCUGAAUUCCUUGCCCUGCCAGCACCACCCAAGCUCCUGGCCCUGCCGGCGCCACCCGAGCUCCUAGCCCUGCCAGCGCCAUCCAAGCUCCUAGCCCUCCUAACCCCGGCUUCCUCCAAAUACGCACGAAACAAACAGCCAUCUCUGACGUGAGUGUGCACGUAUUGAGCAGACGAUUUUCAUGAACACAUCCACAAACUCUUUCAUGUUCAGCAUUUUCACACAUAGAGCUUGUUAGUGUAUAAUACAGUUAUAAUUAAGGAAGUCAGGAAAAGCAUCCUCCCCCUUGUACUUAACAAUGAAUCCGUUUGAACUGCCGACCAUCGCCUGUGCUCCGUCAGUGUUGACUGACACCAGUUUAGACAUUGGCAGCUGUGUUUUGUUGACAAAGAUUAUGUGAAACUGUCUAAUUCUAUUCAGUGUAAGUCAUUAGAAUAAGGCAAAUGCCCUGGGUAAUGUAAUCUGUUGUGCUGUAAGUAUUAUUUUGAGUUUAGUGCUAAAAUUUGAAAAUUGUUGAAUAUCAAACAAUGAACAUUUAUUUUUAUUUUCCUAAAUUCCAUGUAGAGAUUCAUGCAGUACUAGCAACAAGCAUUUGAAAUUAAGCUGUUUUUUUUUUGGUUGGUAGAUCUCAUUUAGUUGAUCAUUUUAAAAGUAGAUCAUCAGGCAAAAAAGUGUAGGCACCCCUGAGUUAGUUUGUCUAAAUGAUGGUAGAAACACAAGAAUAGAUUUGGUACAUGGUAUUGAGUCAGCUAUAGUUUUAACAUUGGUUUCUGAAGGUAUAGCUAGUAAAUGUGUAUGGGACAUUUGGGAAGAUAAUAAUAUGGGUAGUGAUCACUAUAUAAUUUUGUGUAAGGUUGGUUUGAGUGUAAUAGAACAUGUGAUUUUAGCUGAUGGUCGUCCUCUUCCAUGAGGGGCAGGUCUGUUGGGAUGGGCAGAGUGGAAGGUUUCCAGCAGGUUUGGAUCGAGUAUGUUGUUGCGUGGUACCCAUGAGCGUUCCUCAGGUCCAUAGCCUUCCCAGUGUACCAGGUACUCGAGCUGACGACCACGGCUCCCGGAGUCCAGAAUUUCUCGCACCUCGUAGGCAGCUCCAUCAUCCAGUAGGAGUGGGAGGGGGGGUUUGGCUGCGUCAACGCCAGGCUCUGUGGAAAGAGGAACAGAGGGAUGGUGAGGUUUGAGAAGUGACACAUGGAAUGUGGGGUGAAUGCGAUACUCAGGUGGAAGUUGGAGUUUGUAGGUGACAGGGUUGAUCUGCUCCAGGAUGGUGAAUGGGUCAAUGAACCUGGGACUCAGCUUGGUGUAGAUGGAUGUCCCUUGUAGACAGCCAGACCUUCUGUCCAGUUUGAUAAGCGGGUGCCUCGGAGCGACGAAGGUGGGCUGUCAGUCUACAUCGACGUAGAGCACGUUGCAGUUGGUGAUGUGCUGGUGAUGUGCCUGCACGUACCUUCUGACAUCAGAUGCCAUGCUGGGCCACCAGAAGCAAUCUUUUAGCAGCGAGAGGGUUUCAUUGAUCCCCGGGUGACCAGUGCCAAGUGAUGUAUGGGCGGAGUGGAUGAGUGGGGUGCGUCGUGCUCUGGUAAUGUAUUGCAAGCCUGGUGGGCAACCUGGCAGAGUGUUGGUGGAGGCAUUGGUAGAGGGAAGGAUCUCCUCUGACCAGGUGAUGGGGCUGACAAUGACCUUCUCAGGCAGGAUGGUUUCAGGUUCAUCUGUGCUCUCUUCAGGAGUGUAAAGUCGAGAUAGGGCAUCAGCCUUAAUGUUACUGGAUCCAGGUCUGUAGGAAAUGGUUAAAUUGAAGCGGGUGAAGAAAAGAGCCCAGGGGGCCUGUCGUGGGUUGAGUCUUUUGGCAGCUCAAAGAUAUUCCAGGUUUUUGUGAUCUGUGAGUACCAGAAAUGGAUGUCUAGCUCCCUCCAGCCAAUGCCUCCACUCCUUGAGGGCCAACUUAACAGCUUGCAGUUCUUGGUUGCCGAUGUCGUAGUUCACCUCUGCCGGGUUGAGCUUGCGGGAGAAGAAGCACAUGGAUGGAGGCGGCUUGGAUUCCCCUGCUGCUGCAACAGGACCGCUCCUACUCCUGUUGUGGAGGCAUCCACUUCCACUAUGAAGGGCUUGUCUGGAUCGGGAUGGACCAGGAGAGGAGCGGUCGUGAAGGCUUCUUUUAAGGUGUUGAAUGCUUCUUCGGCAGAUGUUGUCCAGGACAGAUACUUGGGCUUGUUUCUCAGGAGACUGGUGAGAGGAUUGGAGAUGGAGCUGUAGUUUUGGAUGAACCGUCUUCAGAAGUUUGCGAAGCCGAGGAAACGUUGAAGUUCCUUCAGAGUGGUGGGAGUUGGCCAGUUCUUGAUGGCGGCCAUCUUCCCCUCGUCCAUCCAGAUGCCACUGCUGUUGAUGUUAUAGCCAAGGAACUGCAGUGAGGGUUGAUGGAAGGAGCAUUUUUCGGCUUUGAAGAACAACUGGAACUCUCUCAGGCUCUCCCUCCGCAACGUGGUGGCGAUGUUCGGCCAUGCUCCAGGAAUAAAUAAGGAUAUCAUCGAUGUAAAACAGGUGUCGCCCCACUUCAGGACUUUGCCGGUCUUCCAGGAGAGGAUGGGAUUGUGCUGCUUCAACCACGGACGCCCUAAAAUGACGUUAGCGGUGGAUUCCUCCAGAACCAGCAAUGAGAUAUUUUCCACAUGAAGUACACCGAUUUGUAGUAAUGGGCCGACACUCCGACAAACUUGUCGUCUGCUUACUGGCUUUCCAGUUACCGAGUGGAUCUGGUAUGUAGCAGGCAUAGCCGUGGUCUUGAGGUUGAGCUUACGGCAGAGGGCACCGGAGAUGAAAUUGCCUGCUGACCAGGAGCACCACAGUACAGACACCGAUUCAUGGGCUGGUUCUGGAGGGCUGACGGAUUCUGGCCAGCAGAGGAAGGUGUUGUACUGAGACUGGCCCUGGUGCUCUUCGAGACACGACUGCAUACGAGUGGCGAAGCGGAUGGAGAGUUGAAUAAACCGUUCAAGCCCGAUGGAAUCCUCGUAUGCAGCGAGAUGCAACCGCACUUGUGGAUCCAAUCCUUGACGAUAUGUAGUAAGCAGCGCUUGUUCAUUCCAUCCACUCUUGGCAAUGUUCUGAAUUGAAGAGCAUAUUCGUUAACAGACAUUUUUCCUUGUUUGUUAUUUUUCCAAGUUUCUCACCAAUAGAAGAAACCCAGGAGGGUUUUCCAAACACUUAUUUGAAAUGAUCGACAAAACUGGAGUAGGACUGGAUAGCUGGAUGAUUUUGAGACCAGAUGGAAUCGGCCCAUUGAAGUGCUUUGCCGCUCAGUUGUGUGAUCAGGAACGCCACUUUAGACUGUUCGGUGGGGAACAUGUGCGGUUGCAUCUUCAGGACCAGUGAGCAUUGCAGGAGGAAACCAUUGCAAUCUUCCGCCAAACCAGAGUAGGGCGCCAGUUUGGCCAUGGGACUGGCGUACAACAGUGUUGAAGAAGUGAUGGCAGUGUUUACGGAAGUGAUGGCAGGUGGAGCUGGCGUGGGUGCUGGGUGCUGGGUGCAUGGUGAGUGUUCGACGUAGAGCAUCGAUCAGGUCUUGGAAUGGGUCGGAAUGGCUCAUGCUUGCGUCUAACGGUGUUGGUCCGGUCUUCUGUUACAGUACAAAUGGCUCGGAGACAGAAGAUCACAGUUCAGGUAUUUAUUGACACAAGCAGAGGGAUUGUCGAACACAGGUGAGUAAUAGUGCAGUAAUUCAGAGUGAUAGAUGAAUGGGUAAUGAUACUGUCCUUUUGUGAAUUGCAGGGUGGAUAUCGGUGAAGAUUGCUGGAGCAGUUGAGAAGCUGGAGACAGGUGACACUCACACACAUGAAGGAGACACACGAGGUAACUUGGGAUCGCUGGAGACAGGUAAGUAACAAUGGAAGCCCUUAAGGUAAGCAUUCAGGAAUAGUCCUUGCUGUGAACGAGACCGGAUGGUGAGUGACUGUGUGAGUCUUUUAUGUGAGGGUUGAUUGAUGAGGUGAUUGCAUGCGGGUGUGAGUGAUCAGUACUCAGGAGAGGGAGUGCUCUGUGAUUGGUUGGUGUUGGAGCCUGGCGUGUCUGUGACACUCACGUCACCGCCGACAUUGUGAUUUUUAGAUCACACGUCUCUUUAAGGGGUGGUUAUGAGUACAUCAUAUGACUACUUCCACCAGGGUUGCCAGGUUUUCACAACAAACUCUCAACUUCCCAAAACUAGCCCAAUCGCAUUUAUGUAUUGAUCCCAUUAUAUAAUCGCUUUCCAGGGGUAAUAUUUGCAUUUUUGGCGGGGCUCCCCUGGUAAAAUUUGCAUUGCAGGGGCUAAAUAUCACAUUAUCUUGGGUCGAUUCAAACUGCAGACAUAAAAAACAACCUGCAGCAACAGUAGCCCAAUUCCACAGGAAAGCCACAGACUUGGCAACACUGACUUCCACCCUUUACCUAGUUUAGGGCACCAGUCUCAGGACAACUCUCUCAACAGGGGCUUUUCAUUCAUUAGAAUUGAUGUAAUGUACCCAGAGCCUCUUCUGUAUUAUCAGCACAAGGAAGAGACAAGUGUAAUACAAUAAACAAAAGAUAAACAAGAAUAACUAACACAACCACUAAAUGAAUAGCAUUGAUGGUUUAGGAAUAAAGUGUGUAAGAUACAUCAAAUACAAGUAAUUAAAUUUGGUGUGGCUAUGGAAGAGUUGCAUUAUCUUAUGGAAAGAUAAAUUGCUUUAUUGAAAAUAAGGUGGAACCUUAUUAUGCACCAAACAAAUAAACGAAAAUGUAUUUGUUACAUCAGCAAUAUUGCAUCCAUUGUGAAUUAGGAAAUUAUAUACUGAUAAUGUACAACAAUGCCAAGGUCUCUGGAAAGAGGUUUGGUUAGGUGAUAUUUACGUUCUUCGUGGCUUAUUCUGAUGAUGGAUACGACUUCCACUGGUUGUGCAGGGAGAGGAACCAGAAUCUAUUUAAACAUCCUUGAACACGAAGCUCUGUGGGAUGCUGAUCUCCUGGAGCACCAAAGGGUCCUAAAAUUUGAAACUCAGAUGAAGGUCACCUAGAGAGAGGGCUUGGGAUUUAUUUCUGGCUCUCUUCCUGGGCCUGAACAAACACCAUAUAUGUUUUUCAAUUAUAUAGGUAGUGUAUAAGAGGGGAUGACUGUCACAUGACAGGCUUCUCUUCUUUUCUUGUGAUGCUUUCGCUCUUACAUCUCAUAAAAGAGAUUUGUCAUAUUCAGUUAUACUUUUACUUCAUUUUUGUAUUCACUUCAAGUAAUGAUUGAUUAAACUCAUUAAUAAUUUUAUUUAAAAAGUGUUAUUGUCUGUUUUCACUUUCUGCUGAUUCUGCUCACAUCAGGAAUAAUUUCAUAAUUUUAGUUUUGAAAGCCAUUUACUUUCCAUGUUUUAAAAAGCCUCAGUUUUUUAAAUGCCUAAUAAAUUAUAUUUCACCCACACAAGACUGACAUUGAAUGAGAUGCUGUUUGUCUACAUUAUUAACAGUUUCACUCUUGAUAUCCAGUAUCAUAUAUAUACAUUUCAAUGAGUUUGUUCUAGUCAGUUUGAUGUUCAUUCACACCAUGAGGCUUCAUGAAGUCAGAACAAUUACUAUGAACAUUAAACACAGUUUUUACAAAAUAAAAUGAUUACUGUCUCCAUUUCACUACAGCUUUACACAACAAGCAUUGGUGGCAAAUAAGUAUCACCGCAUAAGAGACAAACAAUUGUCUUUCAAAAGUUUAUUCCUUACAAGAAAGGUCAGACAGUCUUACAGAGACAAAAGUUGCUGCGGAGUGUGUGACAAGGAAGGGAAGGCUUCCUAUCAUAUAUCAUAUAUAUAUAUAUAACAGCUGCAGCUUUUCACACAUGGCCACAGUCAAAAACACAUUUCCAUACCAUAUCUUGUUCUUUAGGCUCCAAACCAUAUUUUGUUUUUCCACUACUUCAAAAUAGAUCUACGUAAAGCAAACAUUACACAAUGUCCCAUAGAAUAUGAGUAAAAGCAUGAAAAAUUAACAAAAAAUGAGUUUUUCUUUCACAAUGUCACUACUAGUGCCUUCACUUCCAUAGAUAUUAUUUUGCGCUGUGUACUUUGAUCUUAACACCUUUAGCCUUAUUAUUUAUUAUUCUCACGUUAGGUAAAAUAAGUUGAGUCUGGCCUAAAUUAUACGCAUUAAUUUGACCUCCAGUAAACUCAACCAAUUGUCUGCAUGAUUUCCUUUUAAGUUUCUAAGAGUAAACAACAGUAGGAUUCACUGUUGUUUCAUCUCUUUAACAGGAAGUCCCCACACCCACUGAAGCGUUAAAUGCGUUAUAUGAAUCAAUAUGAAUUAUAUAUAUGAAGCGUUAUAUAUGAAUCAGUAGUGCUCAUAAACGGCUGUUGAUAGUAUUCUCAAGCAAAACUAAGGCUUUUUGCCCGGAAACAGCAUUCCUUAUAAUGUUUUUAUUAAUAAUGUUAUUAUUAAGUGUUUUGGACAGCUCCAUGUUAUCUCUGCAGCUGCACUGUUAUUUUUUCAGACACGUGACAUCGCUAACAGAUUCCGAUUGGCCAACAAGAAGCUCCUUUCACCAAUGAGAAACCUGAAACAAACCUUGGACACGCCCAUUACUCCGAGCUGCAGCGCCCCGUUUAUGUGUUCAGUUUCGGUCAGAGUCGAUCUUCUGAGGUGAGGAGAGCAGCUCACGAUCAACUUAAUUACUUUACAUUAUUAAACUGGAACAGAGACUGCUAAAUACAUCGAACCUGUAAUGAGUCAGAGCAGGUCUUCCCACAUCAGUUCAUCAUCAGUGAAGCUCCUCCCACAGCAGUUCAUCAAUAAAUGCUGGAAUAUUCCCAUCAGACGAGCAUCAGAGCUUCAGGAAGAGCUGAAAUCUGCAAAGACUGAGUUUAUUAAAGAGGACAGUGA
Messenger RNA from Megalobrama amblycephala (Wuchang bream), 10030 nucleotides. Its product is annotated as proline-rich protein 36-like. Bases 1657 to 3321 code for a protein of 554 amino acids. The record is from RefSeq and is a predicted model, not a curated record. Lineage: Eukaryota; Metazoa; Chordata; Actinopteri; Cypriniformes; Xenocyprididae. The transcript is spliced from 3 exons.